AUGGCUCAACAAACCACCCUUCAGGAGUUCAACUCCGUUUACCCCAAGCUUGAGGAGGCUCUUCUCGACCAUGCCCGCUCCUACAAGCUCCCUCAAGAGCAGCUCGACUGGUACAAGAGGUCUCUCGAGGUCAACCCUCUCGGCGGAAAAUGCAACCGCGGCAUGUCCGUCCCCGACUCGGUCUCCCUCCUCCUCGAGAAGCCCCUCACCGAGGAGCAGUACUUCCAAGCUGCUACUCUUGGCUGGAUGACAGAGCUUCUCCAGGCCUUCUUUCUCGUUUCCGACGAUAUCAUGGACUCAAGCAUUACCCGCCGUGGCCAGCCCUGUUGGUACCGCCAGGAGGGUGUUGGCAUGAUAGCCAUCAACGACGCCUUCAUGCUUGAAUCCGCCAUCUACACGCUUCUCAAGAAGUACUUCCGCUCUCACCCCGCCUACGUCGAUCUUAUCGAGCUUUUCCACGAGACCACAUUCCAGACCGAGCUCGGCCAACUGUGCGACCUACUCACCGCCCCUGAAGACAACGUCAAUCUCGACAACUUCUCCCUCGAGAAGUAUAGUUUCAUCGUCAUUUACAAGACCGCCUAUUACUCAUUCUACCUCCCCGUGGCUCUCGCCCUUCACCAGCUUAACCUCGCCACUCCCAGCAACCUCAAGCAAGCUGAGGACAUCCUCAUUCCUCUCGGGGAGUACUUCCAGAUUCAAGACGACUACCUUGACAACUUCGGCAAGCCUGAGCAUAUAGGCAAGAUCGGUACCGAUAUCAAGGAUAACAAGUGCUCUUGGCUCGUCAACCAGGCCCUUGCCGUGGCAACCCCUGAGCAGCGAAAGAUUCUUGAGGAGAACUACGGCCGCAAGGACGAUGAGAAGGAGAAGGUCGUCAAGAAGCUUUAUGAUGACCUCAAUCUCGAGCAGCGUUACCUUGACUACGAGGAGAAGGUCGUCGGCCAGAUCCGUGAGCGCAUCGCCAACAUUGAUGAGAACGAGGGUCUCAAGAAGACUGUUUUCGAGGCCUUCCUUGCCAAGAUCUACAAGCGCAGCAAGUAA
Messenger RNA from Fusarium redolens, 1044 nucleotides. RefSeq names its product isoprenoid synthase domain-containing protein. Gene Ontology annotation, biological process: trans, trans-farnesyl diphosphate biosynthetic process. Lineage: Eukaryota; Fungi; Ascomycota; Sordariomycetes; Hypocreales; Nectriaceae. Gene Ontology annotation, molecular function: dimethylallyltranstransferase activity; (2E,6E)-farnesyl diphosphate synthase activity. The record is from RefSeq and is a predicted model, not a curated record. Gene Ontology annotation, cellular component: cytoplasm. The transcript has 2 exons. Bases 1 to 1044 code for a protein of 347 amino acids.